Amyelois transitella is the source of this 6551-nucleotide messenger RNA. RefSeq names its product ras-GEF domain-containing family member 1B. The transcript has 12 exons. Gene Ontology annotation, biological process: Ras protein signal transduction; positive regulation of GTPase activity. The record is from RefSeq and is a predicted model, not a curated record. Gene Ontology annotation, molecular function: guanyl-nucleotide exchange factor activity. NCBI's taxonomy places the organism in Eukaryota, Metazoa, Arthropoda, Insecta, Lepidoptera, Pyralidae. Gene Ontology annotation, cellular component: plasma membrane. Bases 429 to 2111 code for a protein of 560 amino acids.
AAUACUCAUCUCUACUGCUACACUCACACUCACAUCACACGUCAGUAGCGGCAUCUUGAGGAAAUAUUUAGCGGGUGGUAAGCGUGUGAAGGGUGCACGUCCAACAAAAAACAUUGAAUUCUGAAUUCAGCUUGCUUGCUUCGUAAUCUGUGGCUGGUUUGGUUCUCUGUUGCUCGCCUCUGCCUGUGCGAUAGAUGCCAAGCGAGCGUAGUAAUUUUAUUUUCAAAACGUAGUUUAUUGUAAAAAUUUAAUAUAAAUUUCUGUGAUCUUCUAUAGAAAAAAAUAUUUUAAUCGCAAAUUGAUACACGAAUUAAGUGCAUUGAUUUUUGUUAUCAGGUUGAUUGGUAUAUCCGAUGGGUUCCUUGACAUAAAUGUUCCAGUGAAGCUUCAUAGGAAGCUAUUAGGGUUAAUUGCCAUCAAGGAAUUGAAUGGCUAUGUAUUAUUACGCAAGUAAAUUGAAUGAAGCCUCAUGUAGCGGUUGCAGUAUGAAGGUGCCCCCGGCACCGUCCGAGCCAGCGCCCGCGCCCCCGCCGCCCACAGACCACGCUCCACUUCCUCCCGACUCUGCAAUCUUACAUGGAACUGGAUUAUCUUAUUAUGAUAAUGACGAUUACUACUCAAUGGUUCGAGGCAAUAAGUUCAUAACAGAAACAUCAUGUAAACACAUUGUUGUGAAUGGCGGCAUCAAUUUUAUGUCAACUCAAAAAGUAGAAACACCACAGCUGUCCACUAUGUUGGCACCUGGUAAUAAAGCAGUGGUUGGGCUCAACUAUGCUCAUUGUCCCUCAGAAAAGGACAUUGAGUAUAAAGAUGGUCAAAUAAUCAGCGCUACACUUGAAACUUUAGUGGAUAUGCUCCGUCCGGGAGCAAGCAAGUCGUUUACAUUUACUUUUUUACUGUGCUCGCGGCUCUUUGUCAAGCCUCACGAAUUGCUCAAUAAAUUGUGCAAAAGAUACUUUAAAACUUAUGACAAAAUAGGAAAAGUUGAAGUAAAGGAUAUGAUUGAAAAGGAGCUAAAUGAUAUGGUGUGCUUGGUGCGUGUGCUUAACCAGUGGACCAGUAUGUUCCCUUAUGAUUUUCGCGAUGAUAGAGUAAUGGCGCUUGUAAGGAGCAUAACUCAAAGAUGUGCAGCAGAACAUAUGGGUUCAGUACGCGUGGAAGUAUCGACGAUGUUAGAGAAACUCUUGGAUAAGUUGACUGCUUUGGAACAGUACGAGGAGUCGCUGGUAGAUUUACCACAAGUUACCUCGGUAGAUUCUUUACCACAGGGCGACAUAUUAACGCUGGGUCUGACGCCAGUGGAGUUAGCCAACCAACUGACCUCAGUUGAACUCCGGCGACUCUCAUUCGUGGGCCCCGAAGAAUUUGUGCAGACCUUUGCACCCGCCCAGCCUCCGCAGUCCACCUCCUGCGGGAAGUCUGCCAUCAACCUGCAUCAUGUGGAAACUAAGUCCACGAGGAAUCUGGAGGCUUAUGCGGACUGGUUCAACAGACUUAGCUAUUUAGUGGCUACUGAUAUUUUGAAGUCCGCAAAGAGCAAAUACCGAGCGCGCGUGAUCGAGCAGUGGGUGAUGACGGCGCGCGAAUGCUUCAACCUGGGCAACUUCAACUCGCUGAUGGCGAUCAUUAGCGCGCUCAACAUGGCCGCCGUCACCAGGCUGAAGAAAACGUGGAGUCGCACGUCUGCCGUUUGUGGGCAGCAGCUGAGGCAGCUGGAGUUGUGUGUGGAGCCCAGUGGGAACCAUGCAAGGUAUCGCGCAGCGUUGGCCGCGGCGCCGACGGAGACCGCAGUUCCACUGUUGUCGGUCACGUGCCGGGAUUUACAUUUCGCCAACCAGGGAUCCCCCUCCAAACUGGCCGGCAACCGCGUGAACUUCGAGAAGUGUUCGCUGCUAGCCCGCCAUGUGAGCUCUCAGCUAGCGUCGCGGCGGCUGACAUCAGACGACGCUCCCGCGAGCCCCCCGCCGCCCCCCCUCGCACCCGUCUGGAGGUUCCUCAACGACCGACCGGCCCUCACUGACACUGCAUUGGAACUCACGUCGUUCGAGCGCGAGCCCCCUGUUGACCAUUUGGAGAAAGAAAGAUUGAAACGUCUACGCGGAGCUACUUAAAAGGUGAACCAGAUUUAUGAUUUUAACAUUUUACAUACCAGUUUUCUUUUGGAAAUAAGAAAUUGAAAUUGUAUUUUAUGUUUGCGACUUGAUUGUUGUUAAAACAGCAAUCAAGAUUAUAGUAUAGUUUGAUGUUUGUAACAACAAAUGAACAAUCUGAAUUAUUUAAAUCCUGAACAAGUAUAAGUCAAUAGAUUCAUUGAUAGAAUGUCAAAUUGACGCUAACUUGGCGUUUCAAUAUUUAAUAAUAUUAUAUUAAAUAAUACCGUCGUUGCAGCUGUUUGAUUAUAAAAGUACAUUAUUUACUUUCGACUACUUAUUUUCAAAUGCCCAUAGAUAAAAUAUGAGCACAAAUGAAUUAUAACUAAAUUAAAACAUGUCGUUUAAAAUACUUGAUGUUUGUUCAAUCUAUGGAAUUUGCUAUUGAGGUUAAGUAUUUGACAUAUAAAUUUAAAGUUUUAUCAAAAAGAUUUAUAGUGGACGUAAUUAGAGCCCUUCAAAAUCUUAGUUCCUUAAUCUUCAGUAUUUUUAAACAGUGUUUUACUAGCCAUUUUAAUGAAUCUCGUACUUAAUCGUUCUGAUGUUUGAUCUCAUUUAAAAUUGAUGUUAUAUUUCGGAUAUUUUAUAUAUUGUGUUCGUGUGUGGUCUGGGUGUAAAUGCGAGGAACAGAUAUAUGUAAAUAAAUCUAAACUCUCUCAUAUAACUAAUUGGAAUCCUUCGUGUGUGUUAUUGGAACUACUUGGUUUAGUGUCUCUUGUUAAUAAGAAUUUAAAUAUUUUUGCCAUAAUUUUUCAAAGGAUAAUCUAUAUAAUUUAGGAAUAACUAUUAAAAAUAGUUAAAUAAACAAUAUAAUGUUAUGUUUAAGUAAGGAACGGGGAGACUCCCAUUUUAAGCAACUUUCGUCGUAUAUUUACUAUCGUGCCAUGCUCCUUGUGUUCGGUCAGUUUCUUAUGUUAAGAACUACUGAUACAAUAGAAAUGGGAUCGCUUUAUUUUUAUUUUAUAGAAUAAUUCAAAAUCAGUGCUAGUCUAUUAUGGAAUUCUGUCUAUCUUCAGUUCAGAUCGUAUGCAAUAUGCGUAUUAUCGUAAUAAUAAUAGUUCCUCAAAAAGCACCCAGUGAUGGAUGUGUACAGUUUUUGUAUAAAUUCACAUCCCAUAUGACUGCCCAGCCCACAAAAGCAAUCUGUACUUAUCUAGCAUAGCUAUAAUAGUAAUACAAAAAAUCCUUAUGCGAUAAAUGCAGCGUUUUAAAUGGAAUAAUGUAUUUCCCUUGACAAGAGGCUACAUAUUUUUCAUCGUUUUUACUUUAAGUCGUAAAAAUAGUAUUAAAUUAAUUGGUAAUUAUUAAAUAAGAUUUUAUUUUAAGUGACCACUCAUAAAGCAGCAUCUGUCAUUUAUAUCAGAUACUUCACUGUGUAUUUAUAUCGUAGAUUAGAAUUAUUAUUGAAAUAAUUGUAUUUUAAAUUAAAAUAUAUUUUUUGGUAGUAUAAAAAUUAAAAAUGAUACCCAUGAUAGCUGUGUACAAACCUUCGUUGCCAUGUUUAGGUUUAUUAUUUCGAAAUAUGUUAGCAAUCGUUUAUUUAUGUUAAAUUGUUAUUAUUUUUAAAUAUUUCGUGUUAUUUUGUGCUAGAUGUAUCUACUUAAUUUAGCCCUAAUUUAUAUUGAAGGGAUUUGCAAGUGCAAUUCUCAGUUCGAUAGGUUCAUUGACUCUUGGUGUAACGAUUUUAAGCAUGGAUCAAUCUCUAUCCGAUUAGCCCCAUAAAAAAAAGAAUAAAGCAUAGCAACCUCGCUAUAAUAACCUAAAAUAUAUUGGUACCACUAAUUUAAAUUUUCAUUUUAUAUAUGAACAAUAAUGAAAGAUACUGCUAUUAAAUGAUGGAAGGCAUUGGACCAUUGAAAUCGGGUAAAAUUCUCAUUCCGAAUUCUAUGUGUAGGAUCUAUAUGAAGCGUAUAUAGACUAAACAUAUUGCCAAGGGCGCUUUAGCAAUUAUAGCGAAUUUUAGAUUUAUUUUUAAACUUAUUUGAUUAAGCGAACUGAUUCUCUAAAAGCUGAAGGCUAAUGCAACACCUACCAAUUUCCUCCUCGCUAACUGCGUAACAAGCGCUCAUAUAAAAACAACCGACACAUUCAGAAACUUGUGUUUGAUUUACAAUUAAAUCGUAAAUUGGCAAUUAUCAAUGCUGCUUGUAUAACAAGUGACAAACACCAUCACAUCAUGAGUUAUGAGAUAAUUUGGGACCUGUGGGACACCUAGAUGAACCACCUAGGUGUUCCACGCUUAGCUUUUAGUACACCUGGUCGUCGAAACUUAAAAAACCUUUUUAAAAUUAUUUUCUUAAGAAAAUAGAAAUGCCAAAGUGAGGGGCAGCCGUGCUUUUUUAUAGUGGCAUUUUUAUCACUUGCUCGCCUUUAACAUCAUUCAUAGAUGAUACAUGCUUUAUUCUUAUUUGCAAGGUAUUUGAAAAAAAAACGUAGAUUCAGACACCAUAGAUCUGGGACUCUUAACGAAAGUUCUAAUUGAGCUAUUGUUCAUUUCCGAUUUGAUAAAAUCAUUCUUCAUCGUUCACAUUUGAUCCGACGUCAUGCAGCUGAACGCUUGUUACUAUUGGCACUGGUAAUCGUUACGGAUACAUUAUGAUUUAAUGUAAUUGAACUAGAAUUUAAACCAAACAUAGUGUCGGGUUUCUAUGUUUUAUUAAUUGUAAUGAGCGCUGCCCUCUACCCAAAUCAACAUUAGAGAAUAGUUUUCCUGGACCUUUUAGGUUGCCUGGACUUUUGGCUUAAAUAUUAUUUUAACAGUCUUUAAUUUGUUAAUAUGAAUAAAUAUCAACUGUACCUUAUUACCCAAUACAUUCCUUUCAAAUCAGACUGAAGUUUUUAAUAUUAGCUUGGAAUAUAUAAAUAUAAGUAAUAUAGUAAUGUUAUGACGUGUUGGAAAUAUCAAUCAGUAUUAAAUUAUGUAUACCUAAUAUUCGAUAAUACUCAAAUAUUACUGAAUCCGAAUACCUGUAAUUCAACGAUAGGUAUAGUGUUUAUUUAUGUUGAUAUUAUGUGUAUUGUAAUAAUUAUAAAAUUCAGAUACUUAAAAUAUUGAAACCUGUGAUUUUUGUCUUAGUGUCCCAAACAUUCCAAUUGUUUACUUACUUUUAUUGUCGUAAUAUUGUUACUUUUUCAAACAUAUGACUGAAUUUACUAUAAAUAAAAUACUCAAAGUUGACAAAAACCAACAAAAUUUUAUGUAUUAUAAUUUAUAUUAAAAUAGAUUGUAAAUGGUAUACAAAAGUUUCAAGUUAAUAGAAUAUUUACUUGUUACUGUCAUGAAAUCAUAUAUACGUCGUCCUAUCUAAGGAACCUAAUUGUAAGACCAGAUGAACCGUCAUAUUUUAUAAUAACUGUUUUAAUUUAUCAAAGUUCAUUUAUGUCUUUCAGUCACCUUAUUCCCACCGAUUCCGUUUUUCGGUGACUUUGAAUAAACUAGGUUUUGUAUUUAUGUUAUAUAAAAUAUUAAUAUAUUUUAAUUCAAACACGUUUCAACAGUAACAUACGUAAAAUUUCUUACAUGUCACCUUGCUUAUUCGGACAAUGCAUAAAGAAUGCACAAUGAAUAAAAUUUUUUAAUGUAGUAAGAGAUUGAUUUUGAUUUGUUGGAGAAGAAAUUUGGUUUUAGUCACCAGUGCUAAUUUAAUAUUAUCUAUAUGAAAUGCAAAUAAAAAUCGUUGUGGGACAAAUCGAUUUUAAAUCAUUUAAUCUAGGCACUAUAAAUAAUUAUUUAGAGGUUAUAUUUUAAGAGCUCAAAUAUUUUAAAUAAAUCUGCGCAGAUAUUACCAAUAUUUUUUUUUAUUUCAGUAUCAUCUUUUGCACAUUUUAAAAUAAUAUGCUAGUAUUAGAAAAAAAUCAAACCAUUAUUAGGUAUGAGAGCCAUAAUAUUGUUUUUCAUGCAUUGUACUUUUUAUAUCGCCUUCUGGUAAAAUAAGCGUUUCAGUAGAACUCAAGUCCUUAAUUGCAUGAUUUUCAAUCGUUGCCGAUGUGGUUUUAUUUGUUCGUCACUAAAUGCAGUUACAAAGGUACUAAAAGGACCAUCUAAACGAAGUACUCUGGUUAUUAAAUCCUAUUUGAUAGCAUUUUUGAUUAGGUAUUUCUGUGUAAGCAAAACAUUUACCAUAAAUUAUACUUAACUCGCUUCCAUCCUUAAUAUUCAGUUUAAUUACUUCGUUGGACAUAUAUAAUUUACAACUGAAUGGAUGAUUUAAGCAGGUGGUGACAUUAACAAAUGUGUGCGUUACUAGUAAAAGUUUAAAUAUUUAUUAAGAGUGUGGUAUAUUGUGAAUUGUUCAUAAUAUACAAGUGUUCAUUUAAUUAUUCUAAGAAUAUGUGUACUUUCAAUAAAUUUAUUUGAUGUUCUUUACUGUCGAUAUGAUGUUUUUAUUGUAUAUCUAAACA